AUGGACAGUUUAUCUUCCAGUAAUUCUAAAUCAUGGGAGGAAUUAUGUCCUUUGUUAGAACGUAACUGUCAUGACUCUCUAUUAUCAAAAAGAAUUCCAUUUUUGCAACAAUUGCAGCAAUUAAUUAAAAGUGAAACGUUAGAAUUUAGUGACUUGUCUUAUGUUUCUGCAGUGUUAUUAAAUACUUACUCCAUCUACCAGGAUGCUAAAUCAAAGAAUUUAGUUGUUUCUAUUUUCAAAUCUAUUUUAGAUUUAGAACCAAGAUUAUUAGAAAAUUACAGUAAAUUCAUUUUAAAAAUUUCAAGUGAAAAGCCUGGUAGCAAAGCUGUAGUAGACUAUUUAAAUCUAUUGGAAUGGGUUGACCAAUUCAUUUUGUUCAUCACUAGAGAUAUCGAUUCUUUUAAAAAAAAUAUCGAAUUGUUAAUACAAUCUCAUAUUUUUUUAACUCAUGGUAUUGAAUCAGCUCUUGAUAAUCAAGAAAAUAUAAAACAAUCUCAUGCAAAACAAAAUCAACAUAGAAGAAGAAUCCGUCAAAGUAUUCUACAAAGUUCAGUGAAAACUUUUGUUAAAUGUUUUAAAUUGAAUACCGAAAAUAAUGUUUUAAUUUUAUCUUCUAUAUUAGAAUUAACUUUAAAAAAUUUUACAAAAUUAAAUUUACCUACCUCUGGUGCAAUCUUCAUAAUUGGUUCCUUAUCUCAAUCAUGUACACAAUUACUUUCGUCACAACCAAAAUUACAUCAUCAAUUUAAGGAAAACUAUGUUACUGAAUGCUCUGCCUUUAUUGGUAAAGAAGUAAUCUUGGGCAAAAAUGUACCUUCACCAUUCUGUUUGGAAAUUUCAUUAUCUCCAUUUUUAUAUGAAUUCGUUACAUUAGACUUAUUUAAUACCCAUUUCUUACCUAACUUAGAAAAGGCAAUUUUGAGAGCACCAGAAUCAUCGUUGGAAACCUUGAAUGAACUAUACUCUGCUGUUAAUUCUGAAAAUAUUGAUAUUUUGAAAAUUCAUACAUCAUCUAAAUUAAUGACACAAUGUUUCUCAUCUUUAAAAAGUUCAAAAGAAAAUGUUAGAAUUAUUGCAUUGACUACUAUAUUGACCGUAUUGACCUCUUCCUCAUCAAAUUUAACAACCUCUGAAACUUUAUCUAAAUUUAUAGCUGAAGUCUUCAAAAAUAUAAAAUCCAACUUGAAUGCCGACUACAAAACUACAGCUUCAAUCAUUUUAUAUCAUUUGCCAAGAUAUUAUAAAGAGUCUUCCAAUGAAGUUGUUAAAGGUCUAACACAAUACGUCAGUAAGGAAUCAAAUGAAGCUGCAUUAAAACAAAUGUUAGAUGCCUUCUUUGUACAUUAUUUUUAUAUUGAAGAUACCAUUGAAGAAACCGAUAAAACUAUUUCCAACGGUUUUAACGAAAAGAAACCAGCAAUAAAGAAAAUAUGGUUUAUUUCAUUUUUGACUGCUUCAGUUCAUGCAUCAAAAGAUAUCCUAUUGAAGUUUGGGGAUAAAUGUAUUGAAUUUAUUUCAGAAACAUUUAGUCAUAGUUUAAAAAAUAAUCACAUCGCAUUAUUGGGUUGUUUUGAAUUUAUCCACCGUAUCUAUGAAUUAGGUGCAUCAGAUAUCAAGGCAAAAAUUGUAGAUUUGUUUAAAUCUUUUAAUGGUACUCCAAUCGUAGGUUCAGCAUUAUUAAGCAUAACGCUAUCAACAUCUUUAACUUCUGAACAAAGAUUACAUUCCAUAAAGUUGUUAGAAAAUAUUUAUAUCAGAGAACCAGAGAUUAUUGGUAUGAGUAUCAUAUCAUCAAUAGAAGAAUUAUUGAAAGAUUCGGAUGAUAUCUUAAUUGAUGAAUUUUCCUAUAAAUAUAUAACUCCUGUUUUCAAUGCUAUUUCAGUGAGAUUGGACAAUACUGACAUAUCAUCAAAGAUUUUAAUCAGUGAACUACUUAUUUCACAAUCAGAAAAGUUCAAGUUGAAAAAUGGAUGGGCUGGUUUAGUUCAACACGCUCAACAAGAUCCUUCUCAAAUUGUUCAAGCAAAUGCAAUUGAAAUAAUUGAUAAAAUAGCAAAUGUCUUAAGUAACCCAAAAUUUUCAGGUUCCGAUUUUGCUAACUGUGCAUUGAAAUCUGCCGCCUACAGUUCAUUUGUUAACCCAGCUGCAAUUGUGGGGCCAUUAUCAGAAUUAAUAAAAACUGACUUAAAUACUACAGCUCUUUCCAAAUUGACAACUCAAGACUUCGAGAUUUUUAAUACUGCGGAAGGUGAAUUAGUUGUUAAUGUAUUAGAAAAGAAUUUGAACAAUAAGUUGGCUGAUAAAAAUUCCAAGGAUUAUGAAACUUUGAAAUGGGAGCAAAAUAUAAGAAAAGAACAAGCUAAAAAAUCAGUGAAAAAGUUGACCAAAGAAGAGCAAGCAUUGGUAAACGAACAACUUUCUAAAGAAUCCGAAAUUAGAGCAAAUGUCACAUCCAUUAAAUUGAAAUUGCAGCGUGGUAUCCAGUUAAUAAAACAACUUGCAAAUGAUUCAAUACAAGUAGAUAAUGGUCGUGAAACUUGGUAUCCAGUUGCGGUUACACAAUUAUUAAACUUAUUGGGUAACAGAAACUCAUAUUACUUAGUUCAAGAAUCUGCUAUUCACACUUUCUUAGAUUUGUCAAACUCGGUUACUUCUAGACUUGAUCAAACCAGAUUUUUUAUUGGUCUUGCCACUUUACGUGUACACUCUAUCUCAAAUAUUCCAGAAAAUUAUUUAGAAGAACCUUUAUUAGACCUAUUGUCAAGAAUUUUAUUUAGAAUUAAAUUUGUUUCCGAUCAACUACCGUUAGAUGCAACAAGUUUAACAUAUCUAUUACCAUUAUUAACCACAGUUUUCGAAGAAGGUAAGAAGGUUGCCAUUAAAAAUGCUGACAAACCAGUCUCAAGAAAUGAGUUUGUCGAAGAAGAUAAGGAGGAAGAACAAUUAUUAUUAGCUUUAGAUAUUAUUGCUGCCCAUGCAGAAGCAUUUGAAGAUCCUUCAAUUCCAAGAGUCCCAAUUUUGAAGGUUUUGCUUUCUUUGAUGUUGUUGGCAUCAAAAGCAAAGAUUGCAAGAGAUUGUUUCAUGGCAUUAAGUCAAACUAUCUCAGUUUCUCCUACCAAAGAAGAUUUAGAAAUUCUUCUACAAGGUGUUUUAUCACCAAAUGAAUUUGUUAGAUCGACCAUUCUAGAAGCAAUUGACAAUGAAUUUGAAUUGGAGCCUUUCAUGAAAUACUCUAUUGAGGUAUAUAUAUGUAAAUUUGACUCGCAUGAUUCUAUUCGCUCUAUUGCUGACUUCAUUUGGGAAUUUAGCCAUUUUGAAGUUUCUCAGGAAAUGAUUGAUGAAUUCUUUUCCUACUUCAACCAAGAAGACAGUGGUAUUCGUUUAUUUGCAGCUAGAGGUUACGUAGCAGCAGUAAAUGAAUUGAACAAAAAGUUGGCUGGUUCAUUAGAAUCUAACUUGAAUUCAUUAUUACAGUUUUACUCUGAAAAAUCAAAACCACUGGAACCAAUUGUCGAUGACUUUGGAUUGGUAGUUGUCACCGCUGCAGAACGUAAAGAUCCUUGGGAAGAAAGAAGUACAGCUGCCAUAGCACUAAAAGAAAUGGCCCAAUUAUUAUCAGAUAGUGAUAAAACUGUCGUAAAUACUAUCCAAUUUUUGGUUGAAGAAGGUGCAUUGGGUGAUAGAAAUUUGUUGGUCAGACAAGAAAUGAAGGAAGCCGGUAUAGCAAUCAUUGAUACGCAUGGGUCUGGUAAAGUUGAAGAAUUAAUUCCAAUUUUUGAUAAAUCCCUAACUUCUUCAACUGAAAUUGAUGUAAGAGAAAAUGUUAUUAUCUUAUAUGGUUCAUUAGCAAGACAUUUAAAUGAAACGGAUUCGAGAAUUCAUACCAUCGUUGAGAGAUUGGUUGCCACUUUGGAUACACCUUCCACUGAUGUUCAACAAGCUAUUGCAGAAUGUAUUGCUCCAUUGGUAGUUUUAUUUAAGCCAAAGGUUAGUAAUUAUAUCGAUGUUUUGAUGGCAAAACUUUUGGAUACAAAUAGUAAUGUCAUGGUUAGAAAAGGUGCAGCAUGGGGUAUUGCUGGUUUUGUUAAAGGUUAUGGUAUAUCUUCUCUAUCGGAAUUUGAUAUCAUUCGUAAUUUAAUUGAAGCUGCUGAGGAUAAGAAGGAUCAACAGAGAAGAGAAGCUGCAGCAUAUGUCUUUGAAUACUUGUCAAAAUUGUUAGGUAAAUUUUUCGAACCAUAUGUUAUUGAAGUUCUUCCAAAUAUUUUGAAGAAUUUAGGUGACUCAGUUCCAGAAGUCAGACAUACAACUGCAGAAGCUACGAAGGUUAUUAUGUCACAUACUACCAGUUUUGGUGUAAAGAAAUUAAUUCCAGUCGCUAUAUCGAAUUUGGAUGAGAUAUCCUGGAGAACGAAAAGAGGUUCCGUUGAGUUAUUGGGUAAUAUGGCUUAUUUAGAUCCAACUCAAUUAUCAAAUUCAUUGUCAACGAUUGUUCCUGAAAUCGUAGCUGUUUUGAACGACUCUCAUAAAGAAGUUCGUAAAUCUGCAGAUGAGUCUCUAAAACGUUUUGGUGAAGUGAUCAGAAAUCCAGAAAUUCAAAAAUUAGUCCCUACUUUAAUUAAGGCUAUUGGUGAUCCAACCAAGUAUACUGAAGAAGCACUUGAUUCUCUAAUUCAAACACAAUUUGUUCAUUAUAUUGAUGGUCCUUCCUUAGCUCUAAUUAUUCAUGUCAUUCAUCGUGGUAUGCAUGACAGAUCUGCAAAUACCAAGAGAAAGGCAUGUAAAAUUGUUGGUAAUAUGGCUAUUUUGGUUGAUACUAAAGAUUUAGUCCCAUACUUACAACAACUGAUUGAUGAGGUCGAAAUCGCGAUGGUUGACCCUGUUCCAAAUACAAGAGGGACAGCGGCUCGUGCAUUGGGUGCCUUAGUCGAAAGAUUGGGUGAAGAUCAAUUCCCAGGAUUAAUUCCACGUCUAUUCGAUACU
This is a messenger RNA of Vanderwaltozyma polyspora DSM 70294, 4980 nucleotides long. RefSeq names its product Gcn1p (gene GCN1). Gene Ontology annotation, biological process: cellular response to amino acid starvation; regulation of translation. The transcript has a single exon. The record is from RefSeq and is a predicted model, not a curated record. Lineage: Eukaryota; Fungi; Ascomycota; Saccharomycetes; Saccharomycetales; Saccharomycetaceae. Gene Ontology annotation, cellular component: cytosol. The annotation marks the transcript as partial. Gene Ontology annotation, molecular function: protein kinase regulator activity.